Molecule: messenger RNA, 495 nt
Organism: Emericellopsis cladophorae
Lineage: Eukaryota; Fungi; Ascomycota; Sordariomycetes; Hypocreales; Bionectriaceae
Exons: 2
Coding region: 1-495 (164 amino acids)
Source: RefSeq, a predicted model, not a curated record
AUGUCCAAAGUCGACACUGGCGCAGCUCCUCCCCAGGCAGGCGACUGGCCUCCAGGCUACGUCCCUGGCCAAGGCUUCGUGGAAAAGCCCCAGGCCCCAGGAUCACAGAGCGUGGUCCCCCAGGAUCCCUUUGUCGAUCGUCCUCAGGACAGCCACAGCGGUGCAACCGCAGGCACUCCCAGUGGCGCUCCCAACGACGCUCCCAAUGGCGCAGCUGGUCUGGAGCCAGUCGACAGGACCAUAGUCCCCAUCGAGAAGCUGGACGUCAGGCCACAGUGGGUGCACUGCCCUCAUUGCAACCAGGACACACAGACCCGGAUACAAGGCCGCAGCGAGGGCAAGGCCAAGUUCAUGGACGUGUUCUGGUGGCCUCUGCCCAACCGCAGGCACUGGUGGGAGAAGACGCACUGGUACUGCCUCAAGUGCGACAAGGAGCUCGCCAUGCAAAAGUAUGGCAAGGAACUGCAGAUCACGGCUCAGGAGGCCCAAAAAUGA